Molecule: messenger RNA, 2453 nt
Organism: Bemisia tabaci
Lineage: Eukaryota; Metazoa; Arthropoda; Insecta; Hemiptera; Aleyrodidae
Gene: Noc2
Product: Nucleolar complex protein 2
Biological process (GO): negative regulation of transcription by RNA polymerase II; ribosomal large subunit biogenesis
Cellular component (GO): nucleolus; Noc1p-Noc2p complex; Noc2p-Noc3p complex
Molecular function (GO): histone binding; transcription corepressor activity
Source: RefSeq, a predicted model, not a curated record
GCAGAAUUAGGUUAUGUUAUGCUGUUGUGAUAUUUAAUUUUGCGAUAUAUCGAAUCGCGUUGGAAUUUUGAGGUUAGAAAAAUGGUAGUGUCAGAGGAUGUCAACAUGAGCACGUGUAGUGACAAUGAAUCCGAAAUGGAAACAGGAUCUGAAGUUGAUGAUAACGCUGGUGAGGCAUCAGAAAAUGAAGGAGAGCAAACGUUGUCAAAUCACAAGAAGUCUUUAAAGAAACUAGAACAAACGGACCCAGAGUUUUAUAAAUUUUUGGAAGAACAUGACAAAAACUUGCUUGUGUUUUCUGAUGAGGAUGAAAAGGAUGAUGAUGAAGAAGAUGUAGAUGAUGAGGAUGCUGAUGCCAAAAAUGACAAGACUCAAGAUGUUGACAGUGAAGAGAGUGAUUUUGAAGAUGACGCACCAAAAAAGAAGAUAAAAGAUGGCAAAGGCCGUACAAUUGUCACCCAGAGUCUUAUUGAACACUGGCAGCAAAAGCUUCGAUCCAACGAUAAAUGUUACCGGACAUUAGUAAGAGUCAUGAAUGCAUUCCAAGCAGCGCUACAAAGAGUCAAACCAGAGGACAGCAGAAGCAAUAUGAGAUACCGCGUUGAUGGGGGUGCUGUAUUCAAUGGGGUCAUUCAGUUGUGUGUAGUCGACCUUCAACCUGCACUUGUUCGUUUCAUGGGUAUCAAAGGCAGAUUAACUCAAAACAUGCUUGAGCACAACAAAAAGUUUUUGAAAAUCAGGAAUCCCAUUAAAAAGUAUGCUUUAGGAUUAAUUGAGUUAAUUGGAGCAGUAUCUUCCGAAAACAUAGUUUGUGUUUUGCUGAAGCACCUUCACCAGUUACUGGUCUUUGUUGUCUCUGUGCAUUUAAAAACAAUGAUCUUCAAGAAGUUACUGCGCAGACUGGUCAGCUUGUGGUCCACAAGCUCUGAAACAAUCAGGGUCAUAGCAUUUGUUUGUCUCCUUCGCCUAGCACAAUUGAUGCACCCUCUUCUUGAGGGAAUGCUUAAGAGGAUGUACAUCAGUUAUGUUGCCAAUUGCAAAUUUAUGUCACCAACCACAAUGGGCUCAAUUCAGUUUAUGAGGAAGUCUCUGGCAGAAUUGUUUGGUUUAGACGAAACUAUUGCAUAUCACCAUGGUUUUCUGUACAUUCGACAACUUGCCAUUCAUCUCAGAAAUGCAGUCACAGUCAAUUCCAAGGAAAGCAUUCAAGCAGUUUAUAAUUGGCAGUACGUAUCUUCACUCAAUCUAUGGGUAGAUCUUCUGGUUUCAGCUCAGGAUAAAGAAAAGUUACAUUCUCUUCAGUACCCAUUGAUCCAGAUCAUUAUUGGAUGCAUCAAGUUAGUGCCUGCUGCUAAAUACUAUCCUUUGAGAUUCAAGUUGAUUCGCAUGUUGACAAAACUGUCCACUGAAACUGGGGUGUUCAUUCCUGUACUUCCUCUCAUCCUUGAGGUUCUGAACAAUUACGAUUUCAACAAGAGGAAUAAAGUUGUUUCAAUGAAACCAAUGACACUAACAUGUGUUCUCACAGUCUCAAAGCAGCAGCUAGCAGAGAAUGCUUUUAAAGAUGCAAUCAUGGAUUUGAUUUAUAGUUGCACAUUGGAAUACCUCAGUGGCGAAUCUUAUCGCCAGAGCUUUCCAGAUUUAGUUGUGUUUGCCAAUUUACAGAUAAAAAAAUUCACCAAAUCUUGCACUAAUUCACACUAUGUAAGGAAAUUGAAGCAACUGCUAGAGAAAAUCAACGAGAAUAGUAAGUUCAUAGACACUGAAAGGCGAAAAGCAGCUAUACCUCUCAAUGAAGAGAAGAAAAUCAGAGCCUGGGAACUAAACAUGCGGCAACGAGGAACACCUUUGGGCAAAUUCUUUGCCUCGUAUUCUGCCAAGAGUAGGAGAGAUGCUCUAAUCAAGGAUGGCCAGAAGUCAAUGACAAUCAAAGUGUAAUUUUUAUCUCAUGAUCUACUGAUGUAAGGAACAUUGAAUUAUCAUUGCUCACUUUCAGAAGGGGCGAGUGAGAGCAUCAUUUUCAUCCAAGUUCAGCUUAAAUUUCCUUUUUAUUAGAAUAAACGCCAUGCACCUUACUGUAUUGAACGAUGCAGGAUGUUUGCCUAAAGGGCAAAAAACUUCAUACGCCUGGCUGAGUAUUUUUGACCAGUCGUUAAUUGGUCACAUGGUCAAUUUUAUGAAUUGUGUAGGAAUAUUUUCUGUUUAAUAAACAGAAGUGUGAUCACUUCCGUGAUUACCCCGUUACUUUGUGCAGACUUCUCUCAGAAUUUUCUGACAGUCAUGACAUUAUUUUGAAUGUCUUUUACAUAAAUGAACUGCACAUAGAUUAUUUAUUUCUAGUGUAAAGUUUCUGCAGAGCCUCUCUGUUGAAAAAACAAAAUAAAGAAUUGAGAGAAGAAUAAUUGUAAAAAUGUGUAAUUUGCCUAAUUAAAACUAUAUAGUAUGUCAACAGA